UAUGAAACGCUGACAGGCUCAUAAUCCAUAUUGUACAUUCGCUCAUACAGUGCUAAUCUAAGAUCCCUCUCAGGUUGGAGAUUAACUAGUAGCAUUGAGAGAGAGAGAGAGAGAGAGAGAGAGAGAGAGAGAGAGAGAGAGAGAGAAGGGAGGAGUGAUCAUGCUGAGGGAUAAGUCAACAGAAAUAGAUAUAGGCAAAUAGCAUCACAAUGCAAACACUGCCCAGGGACAGGAGAGAAAGAAGGGGAGAAAGACAGAGAAGGAGAUAGAGUUGGCACCAUACAGCCACAUACACUGCACAUAAAGACACUGAGACAAAUGCUAGGAAUCCAGAAACCACACCAACAAGCCAGGUUUACAAAGACAAGGACGGCCACAGUGAUUUCUGCCAGUAUCUAGUGAAGCCCACCUAACCUCUGAAGCCCACCUAAACACUACUCUACAGACCAGAGUCGACACAUUUUCCACCUGCUCAGCGUGUCCAGCUAAACCCACUCCCCUAGACCUGCUGCGUGGGAGACAGACUGGAAGAAGGAGGAGAGAGGGGAAGAGGAAGACCAGCGGCAGGUCAGGAAAGAGACUUGAGCGGCGCUUCUGAGGAGCCAUGAGGACGGCCAGGCGGGCCAGCACCGUGGAGGUGCCCUCCUUCCUCCGCCAGCUAGCAAAGGAGACAGAGAAGAUGGUCACCUUCUUCUUUAAGGGAGGACAGAGAGAUGGCCAGGAGGGGAGCGAAGAGGACUCGAGUGAUGAGGAUAACGGGCCAAGUGUCUACUUGGACCGGCCCAUCCUGGAGAAACACGCAACCGAGGGGGGGUCUCAGUGGGGGUUGAACUAUGCAACGGCCAGCAUGCAGGGCUGGAGGGCGCAGAUGGAGGACGCCCACGCCUGCAUGCCGGAGAUGGGAGGGGAGCUGGCGGAGUGGGGCUACUAUGCAGUGUUUGAUGGACACGCUGGCAACACGGUGGCACAGUACUGCUCCCGCAACCUGCUGCAACACAUCCUCGCUACAGGGCGCGUAAAGGCAGAGGAGGACCCUGAUGACGUGAAGGAGGGGAUCAUCGAGGGCUUCCUGGCCAUUGACAGCCACAUGCACACACUGACGCGCCAGGAAUGCUGGGAGCGCAGUGGCUCUACGGCGGCCGUCGUCAUGCUCUCGCCGCAGUACGUCUACUUUGUCAACUGUGGCGACUCGCGGACGCUCCUCUGCCGUGACGGCCAAGUCAUCUUCUAUACGGAGGACCACAAGCCCGUCAACCCUAGGGAGAAGGAGCGAAUACAGAACGCAGGUGGCUCGGUGACCCAGCAUAGGGUCAACGGCUCCCUGGCCAUGUCCAGGUCCCUGGGAGACUUUGACUUUAAGGAGGUGGGGUGGAGGUCCCAGACUGAGCAGCUGGUUUCCCCAGAGCCAGAGGUGUAUGAGCUGGAGAGGUCCCCGCAAGACGAGUUCCUCAUAGUGGCUUGUGACGGCGUGUGGGACGCCAUCGGCAACGAAGAUCUGUGUGCAUUCGUCCGCAGCCGCCUGCAGGUGUGCAAUGACCUGAGGGAGAUCUGCAACCAGGUCAUUGACCUCUGCCUCUAUAAGGGUAGUUUGGACAACAUGAGCAUCAUCAUCGUGACCUUCCCUGGCGCACCCCAGGUUUCACAAGAGGCCCUACAACAAGAGGCUGAGCUAGAGACACUCCUCGAGGCCAAAGUGGAAGAGAUUGUAAAUUUGCUAAGGUCGCAGGACAAGGACCCUGACCUGCUGUAUGUGAUGAAGUUUCUGGUCUCUGAGGACAUACCUGGCCUGCCACCAGGGGGAGGAGUCACCAGCAAAAGAGACUGUGUCAUCUCUGCGUAUCAGAAGUUUGUAACGCCCUCCAGAUCUAUGGAACCAACGGUAGGAGACGACCAAACAUAGGUCACACACUCUUGCACCAUGUCUCGCUAAACACAUCAGUGCAAACUGGACUACAAAGUAACUAAGUUACUGUUUUUCACUGACACAUCAUUGACUUGUCGCAUUCCCGGGACAUCGGAGGAUCUGAAGAGUCCAACUAGUCGUUUUCAUGUAAAUGUAUUCUUUAGCCUCACGUAUCCAUGGUGACCAAUUCCAACUGGGGACUCUUUUCAGCUGAGGAAUCAGCCAAUGGCUAAAUAAAGAAAUAUGGUGGGAGGGGGUUUGACCUGGGCCUGCCCUUAGCCAAUCAUCUCUUCUCUGUUCCUCAUGCACACUGUCUAUCAACAAGUCUACUGUAUCUUUAGAAAAUAUCAAAUAGUUAGCAUUUUCCAGUAAGGGAAGAAUUACAUAUUCUAAAGCUAUUCUUUAAAAUACAUGACAAUUAGAUAUAAUAUUUUCUAACUUAACACUUUACAGUGCCUGAGUAGAUCUGGUUACUUUUCUUGAAGACUAGAAGCUUGUGAAUAAGGCUGAUCAUGUGAUUUCAUUUAAAAGCUAAUUGAUAUGUUUAAGUGGUGUGAAACUCCAUACUACAGCUGUAAAUCAAGUUGACGAAACACCCCUUCAACCAUCGCAGACCAGCGAAGGCUCCGAUAUGGAUGUGUUCCUGUGAGGGAACAUAGGUGACAUGAAUAGAUGUGUGUGUGUGUGUGUGUGUGUGUGUGUGUGUGUGUGUGUGUGUGUGUGAGAGAGAGAGAGGAUAACAACAACAUGGGGUGUGGGAUUAUUGCCACACGUACUGUACCUCAUAAAAUGUAACGUUUUGCAGUUUAAAGUGCAGAUGCUCACAGUUAGACAUGAUUUAGACCAGUGUGAUGCGUAAAGUAGUAUAGCUAUAGGUAAAUCGUUUUGCUGUUUGCAUGUUUUCGUUUCAAUACAUGUCAUUGCGCUGCCUUACAAAGCUCUCUGUAGUUGUAUGGUUAAUUUAUUCCUCCUUUGGAUCAUACCAAACGGAUGAACAACUGUAUUCCAUGACAGAUGUCAAGAAGAGCUAGACUAUAGAUCCAACACUGCUGCAGCAUAUCUGUUUGAAUUCUAUGAAAUCAGGAGGAAAUAGGAUCCAAGACGAUUUGACAGCACAACAGAUUACUAUGAGAUCUUUCACAAUUGUAUGUCAAUUGGGGCAAUAAAUGAAUGAAAUAAAAUUACAU
Salmo salar (Atlantic salmon) is the source of this 3090-nucleotide messenger RNA. Its product is annotated as protein phosphatase, Mg2+/Mn2+ dependent, 1Na (putative). Gene Ontology annotation, molecular function: magnesium ion binding; manganese ion binding; protein serine/threonine phosphatase activity. Gene Ontology annotation, biological process: protein dephosphorylation. The record is from RefSeq and is a predicted model, not a curated record. Lineage: Eukaryota; Metazoa; Chordata; Actinopteri; Salmoniformes; Salmonidae.